AUGGCCAAGAAGGCGCGCCAAAGGAUUAGCUAUGUCCUUGAAAAUGCCAAAUCCUCUGAAGGCGGCCAUCGUCUAGGUGUCAAUGGCCUUGCCGUCGAUAACGAUAAUGCAAUUCUAUACUCGGGUGGCCGAGACGGCAUUGUUUGCGCUUGGGACUUAAACCUCGAUCUCAAGAGCCGUAGCGACAUUACCGAUUCGACGCCUGCCGCCUCCGAAGACAAGAAACCCAAGUCCACGACCAAAUUCCGAGCACAAACCCAUGCGCAUAUGCACUGGAUCAACGAUAUUGCCCUUUCGCAGAACAAUACAGCCCUGGUUUCUGGCUCAUCCGACCUUACAGUAAAGGUCUGGCGACCAUAUUCCGAAGAGGAUAACACCCGCGUCGAGACGAUAGGCGAGCAUGCUGAUUAUGUCAAAUGUGUUACAACCCCGCCUCCAGAUAUGGGCGCAAAUUGGGUCGCCUCUGGUGGUCUCGACCGCAAGAUCUGCCUUUGGGAUCUCAAUGGCGCCGGCAAAACACUCGAGAUCGACGUUCAAGGCGAGGAAAUUGCCGAGAAGGGUUCUGUAUAUGCCCUACGUGUCGGGCGCAACAUCAUGGCGAGUGGUGGUCCAGAGAAGACGGUGCGCUUGUAUGAUCCUCGAACUGGCGACAAGGUCUCUAAACUUGUUGGCCACGUUGACAAUAUUCGCGCGAUUCUGAUUGACGAUGCUGGAGACACUAUUCUUAGUGCUAGUGCCGACAAGACGGUUAAGAUGUGGAGUAUCAAGAACGGUCGCUGCAUGUACACGUUUACGAUGCACGAUGAGAGUGUCUGGUCACUGUUCUCCGAUGACCCAACACUCGGUGUUUUCUACAGUUCAGAUCGCUCCGGUCUGGUAGCUAAGACAGAUGUGCGGGGCAGCCUAGAAGAAAUGGACGAUGGUCUAAGUCUUGCCGUGGCACAUGAGCACAUCGGAGUGGGCAAGGUUGUUGCAGCCGGAGGUCAUAUUUGGACAGCAACUAAUAGGUCAUCAAUCAACCGAUGGGAAGAUGUUGAUACCGAUACCAACAUCAAGCUCCCGGAAUCAGUUCGACACCACAGAGCUACGUCAAACGCCUCCAACAGGCCACGCGAGGCUUCACCUCCAGCAGUGAAUGGAACUGCUAAGAAAGAAAUCCCCGCCGAGUCUAUCUUACGCAUCUCUGCGGCUGCUUCCUUCCCUGCGCGAUCUGGGCCGGAUCCUGAUUCUACCACCAUCACAGAUGCUGCAACACGGAAAGGUUCAGAGGCUAUCAUCGAUUCAGGAGAAUCCGAUAUCAAGCCAAUUCACGCGGUGGCCGAAGAAACAAUCGAGGGACAAUUUGGAUUGCUCAAACACAGGCUGCUUAACGAUAGGAGACGUGUAUUGACGUCGGAUACUGCCGGUGAUGUGUUGCUGUGGGAUUUGAUCAAGUGCAAACCCAUCAAAAGCUUCGGCAAGCAACACCUGGAAGACGUGGAACACCUUGUCAAUACGGUUGAAGCUGUCGCCCCAUGGUGUUCCAUUGAUCUCAGUUCUGGAAAUCUUACUGUGGUGCUAGAACCUUUCAACUGUUUCGAUGCUGAAGUGUAUGCCGAUGAGCUCGAGUUACCAGAGGCUGUAGAGUUCCGAGAAGAUCAAAGGAUCAGUCUUGGAAAAUGGAUCCUUCGAUAUCUCUUUGCCAAUCUCAUCGAUGAAGAAAUCAGAAGAGAUGAGGCGCAUCGUCAGAAGCUCAAUGAGGGGAUUGAAGCAAGGCAAGUUGCCUCUGGAGGAACCGUCGACGCCCCUCCAUUGUCGAUAUCAUUACCAAAGUCCGCCAUCCCGGACUGGGAUAACGCAGACCAAGUCACCCCAAAACCCAACCUCAAUCCUUACCCCAAUACGCCCGGGUUAGGCAUUGGUUUAGCAACUCCUGGCCCCAGCAUCAUGUCAGGUCCUAACAGUUUGCCUGAUGUGCCUGAAAAUGCCGCAACGAGUCCAAUGACUCCUGUUGAGAAGAGGACGUCGCAUGUCAGUCGCCCUUCGACAGAAAGAGAGGACUACUUCAAUAGCCCCAUGCAACUUUUCGAGUCAGCAGUUAAGGCAGCGAGUAUGGUAUCCACGCCAACACAGGAUAAUGCAGAUUCGAAAAAGUCGAUAGACGGUGAUAAAGAGAAGGACAAGGACAAGGACAAGGCCGACAAUGCAAAAUCGCCAAGCACACCAUUUGGUAAGAAGAAGUUCCGCAUGACUUUUGGUACGAAGAAGCUUUCACGCUCCGCUUCUCAAGCCACAACGGAGAAGCCUGCUAUUGUGGAGGAGAAGACUGAAGAGUCUGAAUCAUCAUCCGUCCAUGAGAAAGAAAAGGAGGUCGACGACAGUUUCUUCGGUGUCAUUCAGAAAAUCCAUCAGGAGUACGACAGACAACUGGCUGAGAAUCCUGACAAACCAGUCGAGACCCGAGUGGUGCCCAGUCUGCCAAACGAUACACCUGUUCUUAAACUUCCGCCUGGAACCAAAGUUGUCAUCCAAGAGGAGACAUCGGGAGGCAGCGCCAACUUAUAUCAAGGCACUGUCGAGGACGUUGGCAAGGAUGCAGAACUUAUCGAGCAGAAGGCACCCAUGUGGCUUGGCGAUGUUUUGCUUCAGAAUAUUAUGCCUUUCAAAGAACCAGUCAAGGUCUCGUUCGUCUUAUAUCCAAUGGAUGACAGCCUUCCAGCCAUUGCUUCGGCAGAUGGAAACAACAGACUCAACGCGAAUCGCAUGUUGCGAGUCAGGAAAAUUCUCUCCUACGUUGCCGAGAGGAUCGAGCCACCACUUGAAGAACCUGAUGAAGAUCCCAUGAGACCAGAAGAGUAUCUGGAACUUUACUGCAACGACCAGCUGCUCUCCCCUGUGACAACCCUGGCCACUCUACGUACUCACCUCUGGAAGGGAGGUAAUGAUAUCGUGCUGCACUACAAAGCCAAUGGCAAAAAGGAGAUCCGGCCGUUCCCGCCUCCUCCAGAGACCAAGCCAGCUGAGGCUGAGGAAACUCUAGAAGGCACCGCUGCAGAAGAGACAAACACAGACGGCCAAGUUCCUUCUCAGCCUCAACCUUAA
Molecule: messenger RNA, 3081 nt
Organism: Fusarium coffeatum
Lineage: Eukaryota; Fungi; Ascomycota; Sordariomycetes; Hypocreales; Nectriaceae
Exons: 6
Coding region: 1-3081 (1026 amino acids)
Biological process (GO): protein deubiquitination; double-strand break repair via homologous recombination
Molecular function (GO): ubiquitin binding
Source: RefSeq, a predicted model, not a curated record